UCGAUUCUGCCAAGUGCACAAGUCCGUGUACUUGAUAUUCUGGACCGCCCACUGGGACAGGAAGGAGGUGACAUCGUCAAGGUGACGUAACAACCGUAUUAAGAAAUAUAACCAGGAACAGCUGCUCCUGUGGCGCGCAUACAGCAGACAACUCGCAUGAAGUGCAAGAUACACCUGGAGCACAAAGUCUGGAAGCUUCCCAGGACCAGAGCAGGGCCAUGAGGGUCCGACUGAGACCCGCUACCCGCGGGCAGUGAGGGGGGUCUUCUCGGUUCUCCUGCGGUCCUGUGUGAGAGGCGCCAUGGGAAUGGCGAGUGGUGGUCUGCGCGUGACCCUGCAGAUACUACCUGGCUUCUUCUCAAACUGCCUGUUCCUCGCCCUGUACGACUCCGUGGUGCUGCUGAAGGCCGUCGUGUCGCUGCUCAGCUGCUCCCGGGCCGCCGGCCGCGGGGCGCGGCGCCGCAUGCUCACCUCCGCGGGGCUGCGCUCCGUCUGGAGGAGCUUCCUCCUGGACGCCUACAAACAGGUGAAAGUUGGCCUUGAGGCACCCAACUCCAAAGUGGUGAAGGUGCCUGGCAGCCCUCAAAGGAGCAGCAAUCUCAGUAAUCUGAUUAGUUUGCCACCUGGUGCCAUGAUAGCAAAUGAAGUUGAGUGCCACCUUCUGGAUUUUGAGUCAUCUGACCGCCCUCUGGUGGUCAAUUUUGGCUCAGCUACUUGACCCCCCUUCAUCAGCCAUCUGCCCGCUUUCCGGCAGUUGGUGGAGGACUUCAGUGACGUAGCCAACUUCUUGUUAGUGUACAUAGAUGAGGCUCAUCCGUCCGAUGGAUGGGUGGCACCGGCUUUGGGCUCUUGCUCCUUCGAUGUCCCAAAACACCAGAACCUGGAAGAGAGGUUGGGAGCGGCACGCAAACUCAUUGAGCACUUUUCCCUCCCACCACAGUGUCAGCUGGUAGCAGACUGCAUGGACAACAAUGCUAAUGUGGCCUAUGGUGUGUCCAAUGAACGAGUGUGUAUAGUAAAACAGAGAAAGAUCGCCUACCUGGGCGGCAAGGGGCCUUUUUUUUACAAUCUGAAGGAUGUGCAACAUUGGUUGGAACAGAACUUCGGUAAACGUUUUUCAAGGACAAGUGCGGAAAAGGACAUGUCCCAUAUUUCAAAAAAGGGAAUAAUACAUCAAUAAGUUUCGUCGAAGUCAUGAUCAAAAGUUGAUAACUUCUAAAAAGCUGUAAUUAAGUUCCUGAAUUGAGGAGCAACUUUUUUACCUUUUGAAAUCCGGCCAAUUUUCAUACAUUUGGAAUUCUCAUAUGUAAAAACCCAUAUUAAUUCAUUAAUUGCAUGGGUCUAACAAACUAAUGACUUUCAAACUCAAGACAGUCAUUUAAUAUCACAUGAUCCAAAGUGUUGUUUUGGGUGGUUUGGUUGCCCUGUCUUAGUGACUAUUUCAGGAAUCGCUAUGAGCAUGGGUUGUAACAUGCAGCAUAUUGAUUGGAGGCGUCACUGUAUGAGCUUCAUCUGUAUUUCUGCCACUUUUUCUGUUCAUACUUCAUUACAUGUUAUGUUUAAUAAACCCUCAUUUUUCCUUACACACUACAUAGUAACCAUCGUCUCCAGUUGACAGCUCUGUUAUUAUUAUACAUAUUUUCCCCCUUAGUUUCUUUAGCCUUUGGUAGUUACACGAUUGAUUUAAAGUUAUUAAGAUAUUAUGUGGCUUUUAACACAGAAUUGUCAAAUGUAAAAAUGAAGUGAUGUCUGUAUUGCAGCACUACCAAGACAAAUACAAUGCAUAGAAACAAACCCUUUAGCACGAUGCUAGCACCACCAUGCUUCAUAGUGGCCAUGGCAUUUUUUUAACGACAUGCAGCAUUUGGCCUACAGACAAGGUGUUUUGUCUAAUAGAGAGAAAGCUUCGUUUUGGUCUCAUCAGAUCAUAUAACCUGAUCUAUAGUCCAGAUGUACAGCAGCUGUCUCUUCACCGCUCUCGUAUAAAGCCAGAUGGAGCUUUAUGGUCUAGUCAGGAUACCUUGAAGCCUUCAAAACAGCCCCAAUAAAGCUACUCUGAUAUACUUUUGCCGUGGGCUUACCCUAAUUUGCUGUUUUUGGGAAGCUUGUAAGGAAAACCUGUAGACACUACUAAAGGGCAGGGAUGAUGGUUUGCACAAAGGACACAGCAAUAGUGCUUAUAUCACUGUAAGCAAUAUCAUCAGCAUCACAUAUUUAGGUUCCACCUAGUUGGAUGAUUAGCAUGAUUGUCACUGCCAGAUAGCACUACUGUUAUAUGCAUUUAGAAUGAAUACAUGCAUUCGUUACGGUGACUCAUUACUCUCACCACGAGAGUUUGUAGAGGAAUCUUAGGAUUUAGAAGAAAGCAUUUAGCUGUCCUGAGAGUCACAUAAUUAUACCUGAUGCAAAAGUGAGUUGACAGGCCUUUUGUGUGAUGAAAUCAAAAGUUCAAAUGACAUGAAUGAAACCAUUAAACAUGAAAAUUUGAACCUGUCAAAUGUUGAGAGAAGGUUUGUAUGGCUGAGAUGACGGUCGUGAUCAAAAGAGCAUCAAAGCCCCAUCGGAAACACCAAUGUUUUUUUCUUGUUUCAGUGACAAAGGUGUUUUAAUGAAAGCCUUUGACGAAAGGGUCCCCGACUCAGUCUCUGGUUGGAUGGUGAACUGCACCUUGUCAAAAUGAAAUAGAACUAUUCUGAUUUAGUUGCCAAGCUGUUUCAAAUGUCAUUUUAUGCACCUUUUCAUUAUUGUUAAGAGCAAUGUAUAUUUUCAUGUUAAAGACAAAUAAAGUAAAAUGUUUGCUGAUGAAA
This is a messenger RNA of Gasterosteus aculeatus aculeatus (three-spined stickleback), 2807 nucleotides long. It is a transcript of the gene dio2, whose product is annotated as iodothyronine deiodinase 2. Gene Ontology annotation, molecular function: thyroxine 5'-deiodinase activity. The record is from RefSeq and is a predicted model, not a curated record. Gene Ontology annotation, biological process: thyroid hormone metabolic process. Lineage: Eukaryota; Metazoa; Chordata; Actinopteri; Perciformes; Gasterosteidae.